AGAAGCUCUGGCGCUGAACAUUGUCGUGAAAGAUGAAGAAGAGGAGGGUGUUACAAUGAAAGAAAAGAAAGAACCUUUCAGAAUGAAAAAGGAGGAAGAGGAAGCUGUUAUAGGGAAAGAAGAGGAAGAACAUUUUGGAGUGGAAGAGGGGAUAGAGGCUGUCACAGUGGAAAAGGAAGAGGAAGACGCUUUCAGAAUGAAAACGGAGGAAGAGGAGACUAUCACGUUGAAAGAAGAAGAGGAGGAUGUUAUCGUGAAAAAAUAUAAAGAACCUUUAGGAGUGAAAGAGGGAAUGGAGGCAGCCAGAGUGGAAGAGGAGGAUGUUAUAGGGUGGAAAGAGGAAGAACCUUUAGGAGUGAAAGAGGGGAUGGAGGCAGCCAGAGUGGAAGAGGAGGAUGUUAUAGGGGGAAAGAGGAAGAACCUUUAGGAGUGAAAGAGGGGAUGGAGGCAGCCAGAGGAAGAGGAGGAUGUUAUAGGGUGGAAAGAGGAAGAACCUUUAGGAGUGAAAGAGGGGAUGGAGGCAGCCAGAGUGGAAGAGGAGGAUGUUAUAGGGGGGAAAGAGGAAGAACCUUUAGGAGUGAAAGAGGGGAAGGCAGCCAGAGUGGAAGAGGAGGAUGUUAUAGGGGGGAAAGAGGAAGAACCUUUUCGAGAGGAAGAGGAUGCUAUCUUAAUUAAGGUGAAGGAGGAAGACGUUUUGGGAGUGAAAGAGGAGGAGACAGAAGAUCCGAUUAACACCAGAGAGAGACAUGACUAUCGUGGAUCCUCUGGGGAGCCUCAACAACAUCCUGAUGCUGACGAGGCAGAGAAGAGUCUCUCCAGAUCAGAACACCAGAUGGACAACGCUAGCCCUUCCUCCCUCCCGGAGUCCCUGUGUCAUGCCUCUCCCAGUAUCACCUUACUGCUGGGUAUGAAAAGGUUGUCUGUGCUGCUGGUGGACUGCAGGAAAACAACGGGGCUGAGUGGAACUGUGAGAGGAGGAGAAGAGAAGAAAGGAUCAGAUUUGACACAUCAAAAAGAGCGACCCGACUCAGAGGAACCAGAGACAUCUGAACCAUUGAGACGACACCACUGUUCCCAGUGUGGAAAGAGUUAUACCCGUUUAUGGAGCCUGAAAAACCAUACGAGAACACAUGCAGGGAAGAAGCCUUAUCACUGCUCUCAGUGUGGAAAGAGUUUUACCCGGUUAGGGAGCCUUGAAAUACAUAAAAGAAUACACACAGGAGACAAACCUUACCAAUGCUUCCAGUGUGGAAAGAGAUUUAUCCAGUCAACACAUCUGAACGAGCAUAAGAGAAUACACACAGGGGAAAAACCAUUCCAAUGCUCUCAGUGUGGAAGGACAUUUUUCGAUCAGGGGACCUGA
Molecule: messenger RNA, 1363 nt
Organism: Oncorhynchus masou masou (cherry salmon)
Lineage: Eukaryota; Metazoa; Chordata; Actinopteri; Salmoniformes; Salmonidae
Product: zinc finger protein 436-like
Exons: 4
Coding region: 515-1363 (282 amino acids)
Biological process (GO): regulation of transcription by RNA polymerase II
Molecular function (GO): DNA-binding transcription factor activity; RNA polymerase II cis-regulatory region sequence-specific DNA binding
Source: RefSeq, a predicted model, not a curated record